UGCCGGGAACAGCAGCGAUGUGCCCCCACAUCAAGUUCAGCAGACUUUAGGACGACUACAUAGCAGUAAUGUGGAGGCGUGGACAGAGUCGGUCGCCGUAGUCUACUGUGUGAGGGAGACGGGAGAUCAUCGAAAUGAAUCUCCUAAAUAUGGAUGCGGAGAACCGCGUAGUUCUCAACGUCGGCGGGAUUCGGCACGAGACGUACAAGGCGACAUUGAAGAAGAUCCCCGCCACCCGUCUAUCGCGGCUGACGGAGGCGCUCGCCAACUACGACCCCGUGCUGAACGAGUAUUUCUUCGACCGGCAUCCAGGCGUAUUCGCGCAGGUCCUCAACUACUACAGGACGGGGAAGCUGCACUAUCCCACGGAUGUCUGCGGGCCGCUGUUUGAAGAGGAGUUGGAGUUCUGGGGGCUGGACGCCAACCAGGUAGAGCCGUGCUGCUGGAUGACCUAUACACAGCAUCGUGACACCCAAGAAACGCUGGCAGUCCUGGACCGCUUGGACCUGGACACAGAAAAACCCUCUGAUGAGGAGGUGGCUCGCAAGUUCGGCUUCGAAGAGGAUUACUACAAGGGCACCGUAUCCUGGUGGCAACAGUUGAAGCCGCAGAUGUGGUCGCUCUUCGACGAGCCCUAUAGCUCCAAUGCCGCUAAGGUAGUCGGCGUGAUAUCAGUGUUUUUCAUAUGCGUAUCCAUCAUAUCGUUCUGUUUAAAAACACACCCAGACAUGAGAGUGCCAGUGAUAAAAAACUACACAGUGACGACCGCGAACCAAACGCAAAGCUGGGCGCUGGACAAAGUGCAAACAAAUGCCCACAUUGCGUUUUUCUAUGUUGAGUGUGUGUGCAACGCGUGGUUUACCUUAGAAAUCCUAGUGCGUUUCAUAUCGUCCCCAAAUAAGUGCGAAUUCAUCAAGUCCUCCGUCAACGUCAUCGAUUACAUCGCCACCAUGAGUUUCUACAUCGAUCUUAUUCUACAGAAAUACGCUUCACAUGUAGAAAAUGCUGACAUCUUAGAAUUCUUCUCCAUAAUAAGAAUCAUGAGGCUUUUCAAACUGACGCGUCACUCGUCUGGCUUGAAGAUUCUGAUUCAAACCUUCAGAGCAUCAGCGAAGGAGCUGACUCUGCUAGUGUUUUUCCUAGUGCUCGGUAUAGUAAUAUUCGCGAGUUUGGUGUACUACGCUGAGAGGAUACAGACGAACCCGCACAACGACUUCAACAGCAUACCGUUGGGGCUGUGGUGGGCACUGGUUACCAUGACGACGGUCGGGUACGGAGACAUGGCACCGAAGACCUACGUGGGGAUGUUCGUUGGAGCACUAUGUGCGUUGGCUGGUGUGCUGACGAUAGCUUUACCCGUGCCCGUCAUCGUGUCCAACUUUGCCAUGUACUACUCCCACACGCAGGCGCGGGCAAAGUUGCCCAAGAAACGGCGGCGGGUCAUCAACGUUGAGCCGACUAGGCCUCCGAUGCGUGCACCAGGCGUUCCAGGUGGUCCUGGCGGUGCGCUACCUCCAGGAAUGGGACCUCAAGCGGUGAACCGCCGCAUGAACGCCAUCAAAACCAACCACCCUAAAGACAUCAUGGGACCUAAUAUGGUCGCAAGCCUGAUGCCCGGUCUGGACAUGUCAGUGACCACACGCUUGUCCCCCAGCCCCCGGGACAUGAGUCCAGCUCUGGCCAUAGCUCUCCCCAUGAUGAAAUCAGUCAACAUUGUCCCGGCUCAGUGCUUCGACAACAUAGCUUUUCACAGCGAGAGGGUCGAAGACAAAGACAGUGACAAGGAAGAUACUCUCAGCAAGCGUUCUAGUCAACAAUCUCUCGAAAGCGAUAACACACUUAGAGUAAACAAUUACAAGAAUGGAUACAUGAAUAAGAGUGUCGAAGAGAAAACUGAUUGUAGAACGCCUUUGCUUCGAGAUCAUAAAAUAGAAUCGCUGGAUGAGAAUAAACUUCGGGAGAAUAAAGCUGAAAAGAGAAAGUCAUCCGCUUCAACAUAACAGUAAAUGAUGUAAAUAAUAUUACAACCACUAUUCUAAACUUUAUUGGAUAAGGCCGUGGAGUAAUGACAUGUCUUAUAUUAUUGCAAAUUGUAGCAUGUGAAAUAAAAACUGUUUCAAGUGUCAAACAAUUUACAAUGAGCCAAUGUUCCUCCAUCGCCUUAAUCUAUUGAGACCAAUAGAACUAAGAAUGCUUUAACUAACGCAAGUAAGGUAGUGUCCAUUCAUACAGUGCAGAGCAAAACAACGUAUGGUAAACCAAACAGAGUAUUCAAACAUAUGUAUUGACUAGUAAAUUAACCUUAUCUUUAACUGUACAAGUUUCGCGUAGUUUGGGAAACGACAUGCCUUCGUAUCCAGUGUUAAGAGUAGACUGUGAGAUUAACUAUAAGUAACAUAUAUCACCGAUUCUGAUGGAGUUAUAAAAUAUUUAGCAAAAAAGCCAAGGCAAAAACUGUUCAGGCACGGAGUUAAGUAAUAAAAAUAAGAAAUGUAUUCUCGCUUAAUACCUCAUGGCAAUUUUUUACGAAGCGGUAUAUUGAGGAUAGUGUCAUUUAUGUCGUUUGUUAAACGUUGUAUGUUCAGUAAUGUCAUUGUCGGAGAAUCAUCUCUCGGAAAAGAAAGAAAUAUUAGACUUUCAAAACAUUAGUGGCCUGAGAUUCUACUGCUAAGGGGUACAGCCAAAAUCGAAAAUCAAAAUUUCUCUUUCCGUCUCUGUUGCUCGAAUAUGGAAGAUUGAGGUAGAUCAAGAAAUUUCGAUUUUCGCAGUAGGUCCUCAACUUUUAUUGUCUUUGAUAUGGUCGGUGAUGUAUGUAAACUUGUAGGUAUUAUCGUGGAUAAUGUUAAUGUUCAAGCAUUCAAGGCCGUGAUAGCUGUAAGAUAGUUAAGAAGUGCUUGGAGCACUUGCGAUUUACACAUACGUACGAAUAUUAGUAAAUAGUUGCCUAUCACAAACUAGAGUAAAUGUUACGUACCUUUAUAUACCUAAAAUGUACAAAUCGAUCUUUUUAGCUGAAUUUUAUCAACUGUUUCUCUAAUAGCCUUAUCGAAAUUGACGAUGAAACGUUGAGACUAAACCUAAAAGAUUAAUUUGUUACUUAAAAGUAUAAUCUUCAAUAUUACCAUCAGUCACCUUUCCAAUUUAACCAGUCGAUUUUCCAAAUUGAUUAUAAACAAUAUUUUUUACAUAAGACACACAAACGAAUUAAAAAUAUGUCUUGGAAUCAAAGCAAAUCUUAAAAUCAACGUCUAAAUAACAAUCCUUAUUAAGUUUAAUAAGGGAUUGAGUCAAUUUGUGUGAGAAUGUCGUUGACAUUUAUUCAUUUUAUUAUAGUGCCUAUUCUUAUAACUCCGUUGAAUGAAUUAAAGCGCUCUUAGUUCAUUUUCAUUCGCCUCGCAUCAACUUUUGUUUGACAUAAAUCCGAAGGCGGCCUCUUUGUGCAAAAUUCCAAUUUAACAUUUGGUCAAAUUCUACGCCCGAAUUUUAUUCGAAUUUUAUUUGUUCGAGGCGUAAUAUUUGCCUGCAAACAUUAUAUUGGUGUUUGCUAAAAUACAGCAGGGUUUUCGCCGCAAAGGUUUUCUGGAUUUAUUAUUUCGACCCGCGACGGGUUGUUACAAAAAAUCUGCGUCAUGCGUGGUUUUUAAUCCAAUAUAAAAUUUUAGAUUAUUUUAUUACAAGUUGACAAUAUUAAGUCAAAAGGAUCGAUAGUAUCUGGUUAUUAUAAUCGACCAGGAUUCGGUAACUAUUAACCAUUACCAUAUUUUAAUAGUUGAAUUAAAGCAUUUAUUCGAAUGUUAACUUCAAUACGUUUCCAGUCCAUUAGCAGAACUAUCGGGAAGUUUUUUUUUAGCGAAAAGAUUUUCCUUGCAUUUUUAUAGAGGUCAAUUCUAAUUUAACGAUUUGUUGUGGUUUUGAACUGGUGUCAAUAUAACCUUGACGAUCGUCUUGGUGAUUAGCCAGAACGACUUUCAUUUCAUUUCACAUGAAUGAUGAAUGAUGAAUGAAUGAUCUUAAAGGUCGUAUCAAAAUAAGAUCAAAACCAACAAGUUGCUAAAUCUGAAUUGGGCUCAGAGAACAAAUAUGUAGAAGCAGUAUUGAGUUGUUGAUUGAGUUUAGUUAUGAGUUUAGGUAUGGCUUCUAUACCAAACAAUGAAAUUGUCGCAAUCGCAAUCAGUACGCGACCAAAACGUCGUAAGCGCCGUAAAAUUCAUGGUGCUUACCCGUUUAGGUCGCGAGAUUCACGCUCCACUUCUACGGUGUGUUGUCAAAACAACACAUGGCGCAAAAUACUGGUUCUCUGUGCCGAUUCUAUACGUAGUAAUAAUAUUAUAGUUCAAUGGAAGCAGCCGAUGUAAUUUAUGCUCUAGUCUAGCGGAAAGCUUACCAAAGUUCUAGAUAUCAACAAACAUGAAACUACAAUGUUCGUUUACAACAGACUAAUCUAGUAGUUUUGAAUGAUUCACGGUUAGUUUCACUAGACUUAUAUUGACCGGGACCCGAUAUGUCGACGCAGGUACUUGUUCACGGGUAACUGAAGAUAGCGGGGUAUACAAAAGGUAAUCACGGUACAUGCCCCGGUCAAUAUAAGUCUAGUGAGACUAAUCUAGCUUCCCGAACAGUUCGAUUAAGUAUACAAUCGAUAUUGUACAUAUAGCAAUUAUAGUAUUAACAUUUUUGUAUUUCAACAGUUACGAUAUGAAUAAAUCACUAGAUACACAUAUCAUUGGCACUCUUUCAUUCUUGGUGUUAAUUUACAUGUAAAUAAAUAUACUUAUCAUAGUUUAUAGUUAAGAUAGAUAGAUGUGAACCAAGUGGUUUUGCUUUUAAAUGCAAUUUUUUGUUACUUAUAUACUUAAGGGUAAAAUAUUUAUUUGUCGCAAUUUUGGACGAUGAAUUGAAAGUACGCGUCUAAACUCAGGGACCCUCGAUGUUUUAUAUAAAAUUGUUAUCGAUAAAGGAAACAUUUAAAUUAGACUGCUUGUAAUUUAAAUUUGUUUCAAUCAUAUCGAUAAAACAUAAUUGUUUAAAAUUUUAUUGUACCUACGCAUAAAAUGCAAUAAAUUUAAAAUAAAAUGUAGAUAGCACGAUACUGUUUAUAAAAAUAUUUGUAUAUACUUUUAGGCUUAUAUGAUUUACAUAAUUCAUACCCAAAUAAUUUUAACUGUACCAAUUAGUGUCAUAAAUAAUAUAUAUAUAUAUAUGUCAUAUAUAAUAUAAAGUAAUGUUAAGUCUCGUAGUGAUUUUAAUUUGAUUAAAAUGUUUUACGAAAUUUAUAGUUUGCCAAGAAACUGAUUAGUAGCGAAAAUGGAGCUAGAGGACCACAAUAAGUGCUCGUUUCAUAUUGAUUUAUAUAUUUAAUAACGGCAAAAUGUUAAGGGUGACUAACAUUACAAAUUACAACGGUCUGGAUCCGGGCUGAAGCGUCCAACUCAUUUUUAAGGUUCCGUACCCAAAGGGACCCUAUUAUUAAGAAUCCGCUGUAUGUCUGUCUGUCACCAGGCUGUAUCUCAUGAACCGUGAUAGCUAGACAGUUGAAAUUUUCACAGAUGAUGUAUUUCUUUUGCCGCUUUAACAACAAAUACUAAAAACGUAAUAAAAUUUAAGUGGGGCUCCCAUACAACAAACGUGACGUUUUUGCCUUUUUUGCGUAAUGGUACGGAACCCUUAGUGCGCGAGUCCGACUCGCACUUGGCCGGUUUCUAUAGAUAGCCACUUCACACUGGACACGUGAUGCUUUCUAUAGAAAACAAAGCGUCGGACGACUCGGCCCGGAUCCGGACCGUUCUAGAGUGAGUCAUCCUCAAAGUCCUGUAACCUGUAACCUUUUAUUGACAUUUUCAUGGCACAUAUCAGAAUCUGAGCGACAGAUUACAUUAUCAUUGGCAUUCAUUUUGCAAAUUAUUAUUUCUUCGUCAAGAGCUGUCAAGAUGGCUCUUAUUUCCUAUCCCAAAAUGAAUUGUUAUAAAUGAUCUUCCCCUUUUUAAUAUAAUUAACUGAAUUAUCAUGUGAGAUCAAUGUGGGGAAGACCAUCGAUCAGCGGCGGUAGCACGGUCGCAUUUUUAUCGCUUAUCACCAUGCCUGUCACGUUCUAACAAGUAUGUAAGUGCGAAAGUGACGGGCAUAGUGACAGGCGAUAAAAAUGGAACCAUGCUGCGCCCGCUGAUUAGACCAUACAAGCUCUUCGUCGCUUCUAACCCUUGCGUUUAUAAAGGUCUACUAAAGGUCUACUCCCCUUACUGAAGGUCUUUCCAACCAAAAAAUGUAUAUGAUAAUAUUUAUAUAUGUAUAUUCUUGUUUUUUUAUUGCAAAACAUUUUCUUAAAUUAAAAAAUGUUGAAAUCAAUGCACAAAGUUUAUUUCGGUAAAACAUGGCCCAAUAACUAGGUCAGUUACCUACGCACAAAGGGUGUACACCAAAAUACGAUUAUUUCAUGUAUUUUUAUCAAAAUUGUAUGAAUUAUGAGCGGAUUUUUUCCGUUUAUGUAUUUAUAUUAAGUACCUUGUACAACAUUUGAUCGUUAUGCGAUUCAAAAUAUUAAAACAUUUUAAUAACGCAUUUAAAAAAGUGUCCGGGAAUUGUGGACAUUUAAAUAUAAUACAAUAGCUUAAGGAGAGUAGAAACGAAAAGCUGACUUCCAUGAGCAAGAUUUUAUUGACAACUGACUAAAACAAAAUAUAAAAUAAUAUAAUGAAGUGUUAAAUAGACAAAAGGUAUAAAAAAUAUAAACAAUAUAAAACCUAUUUACUAGUCCUCGUCAAAAAGUUAAAAUUAACAAUAAUUCACAGAUUGAUAUGGAAACAAAAUUAUUAAUUUAUAAAUAAAUAAUCGAAAAAAGUAGAUUACCAAUUUUGUUAAUGUUUUCAUCUAAUUUAUACUGGAAAUUGUAACAUUAUUGCUUAAAUAUAGUGUGUUGACAUUAAAUUUACUUAUUCUGGUAACAGUUACGAUUCUUUAUUCUUUAACCAUAAUAAGUAUGUAUUUUAUUUCUUUAACAAACUGUAGUGUGGUCGUUAGGGUUAGUAUGAAACCUCUGGGGCUUGGUCUAUUUGAAUUACGAAAAGUAAAUUGCGAUUAAAUUUCAUUAUUUAACCUUUUUUCCGACGUUUCAACUAAGUUGCACUAGCUGUGGUCACGGAAGUCUGACGUCCCAGCAAAUGUCAAUUGCUGUAUUGGAAGAUAUAGAUUGCUGGGACGUCAGUCUUCCACCACAGCUAGUGCAACCUAGUUGAAACGUCAGAAGAAAGGUAAAAUAAUGAAAUUUAAUCGCGUUAGACCCGGUAAUGACAUUAAUUAUGUGUACAAAACUUUUAUGAUAACUUUUUAAAAAUUUCGAAGACAAAAUAUUCGGCCCCAGAAGUUACAAAUUAUCCCCAAGUGACAAAGUUUAGUCCCGUAAUUCACGAGCAAUGCUAGGAUAAGGCUUCACAGUGAGUAAACAGGGCUUGUAUCUUAUUAUAUAGCAUCUAUAUAUACAUAUACAAUUUUAAAAAUACAAAAACAAAUUAUUUGAAAUAUUGUUCAUUAAACAUGUGACAUUAU
Molecule: messenger RNA, 7539 nt
Organism: Cydia strobilella
Lineage: Eukaryota; Metazoa; Arthropoda; Insecta; Lepidoptera; Tortricidae
Gene: Shaw
Product: potassium voltage-gated channel protein Shaw-like
Exons: 8
Coding region: 135-2000 (621 amino acids)
Biological process (GO): potassium ion transmembrane transport; protein homooligomerization
Cellular component (GO): voltage-gated potassium channel complex; dendrite membrane; postsynaptic membrane
Molecular function (GO): protein binding; delayed rectifier potassium channel activity
Source: RefSeq, a predicted model, not a curated record